Messenger RNA from Fomitopsis serialis, 1010 nucleotides. RefSeq lists its product as uncharacterized. NCBI's taxonomy places the organism in Eukaryota, Fungi, Basidiomycota, Agaricomycetes, Polyporales, Fomitopsidaceae. The record is from RefSeq and is a predicted model, not a curated record. The transcript is spliced from 3 exons. The coding region runs from base 202 to 906 and encodes 234 amino acids.
CAGGGCAGCUCGCAGUUCUUCAACAACAAGGGUGCUGUUGCUGGCGUCUUCCUGAUUGUUGGUUUGGCCGCUGCCUCGAUCUUACUCUUCCUAUUCUUUUUCAUUCGUCGACGCCGCCGCACUCGCAGACUGGAGCACGACACUACAGUCGCCUCGACCCUCGCAGCAGCCGGCCUCAACCGCCGUCCGCUCGAUGGCGACAUGGAAGGGGCCGCGCCGAACAUGUCGCAGCGCACUUCACGACACACCUCCGCCUCAAAUCCGUUCGCCGACACGACUACGUCCCUGCCCCUCGCAACAGGACGUCCUCCUUCAGGCUACAUGGACGACCCAGCCGCGGGCCCUGAGCCUGUAGAGACGCGUGCAGUCGACUUCGACCCCUACGCAGCGUACGGCACGAUCCACCCGCCGCCCCCAGCGACCCUGGGCUUCCCGCGGCGAGACGGGUACGCGCCCGCCCCCACAAAUAGCCCGCCGCCGGGCGCGUACACCGUUGGGCACCCGGGUCACGGACACAGCUCCAGCUCGCGCAGCGACAGCAGCUCUGGGUUCGGACAUCGUGCGCAAGGCAGUGCCAGCAGCCAUGACCUUCUGUUGGGGUACAACCGUGACCGCGUGGCGAGCGAGAGCGGGCAAGCGACGCCUGCCACCAUGGUGAACGCUAGCUCGUCGGGCGAUUUGUUGGCUCCUCCACCACGGAAUCCGAAGAGGUUGGUGGAUGCGAAUCGGAGUGCGAGUGAGGAGGCAGCGCAGCCUGCAGCUGGUAUGAGGGAAUCAGGGACGUCGUCUGUUUAUUCUAUGGCGGAGGAGGGUCCGUUCGAGAACCCGGGGGCUUCGAAGCCUGCUCUUGAGGUGCGGAAUCCUGACGGCGCGGACCUCUCGCGAGAAACAACGCUCCGAGAUUGAGCUGAAAACAUACACAUUGCAUAGCUAGGGACUUCCUUUGCGGACUUGCUUGUUCUUCUCGUCUGUCAUUUUGAAUUGGCCGCACCGUGCGCGUGCAGUAGCGU